Molecule: messenger RNA, 4178 nt
Organism: Hippocampus comes (tiger tail seahorse)
Lineage: Eukaryota; Metazoa; Chordata; Actinopteri; Syngnathiformes; Syngnathidae
Gene: rufy2
Product: RUN and FYVE domain containing 2
Exons: 14
Coding region: 804-2402 (532 amino acids)
Cellular component (GO): cytoplasm
Molecular function (GO): metal ion binding
Source: RefSeq, a predicted model, not a curated record
AGAAGUGAAAUAGUGAGCAAGAGCUAUGACUUGUGUCUGCAGUGUUGCCAACUUGGCGACCCUUUCAUUAUUUUCUGCAACUUUUGUGACCCCUCUAGCAAGUAUUUGUCCUAAACAGAGACUAGCAAAUACGACAAUAGUGGUCCUAAUGUUAGCAACAUUCUUAAAAACAUUAGCACAUUAUUUACCGAACAUGAAUAUGCAAUGUUUGUGAGAUACAGUAUGCCUAAAAUUAUGUGAUUUGCGUAAUAAUUACAGCGCUAUUAUUUUUUUCAUCCUCGCACAUUCUCGCGAGAACGGGCUUUUGCAGUUGUCGCGCGUAGCCUACAGGUGGCGGCAAAGCGGCACGGUAUGUAUGACGUAGUGUUUCCUUUUGUGUGUCUCGUGAGUGAGUUGUUGACACCGCCCCUCCGGAGAGAGGCUGCAAGGCGGGCGGCACUGUCACAAGCAGACCGCGGCUCACUUUUCCUGGCUGUAAACAGCUCCACGGCGAAAUCAUGUACGGAAAAGACAGCGUCUCCGAGGAGUGGCUCCUCUGUAUUUUGCCUCCGCCGGUUCUACGGACGUUCACCAUAUAGACUAUCGAACGACGCCUAUCUACGAUCGGCGAGCCUCACGUCACCUCCCGUCGUUUCUCUUGGACUCGUGCUUCACCUGUCAGUAUCGGUCAUUGUUUAGCUGAUGCAAUUGCUGCAUUUUGUAAACUACGGUUGUGAACGAUCUCCGGGUAACUCGGCGCCAAGCUCACCCGCCGAGCGUGUGGCCAGACCAGUGGCUGCUUAGCUCCGGAGACGCAGCCAAACAUGGCAUCGGCCGUCGAGCACGACCUGGCGCUUUCUGAGGCCGACAGCAGCAAGGAUAAAUCUCAGGUGUUCGGAAUAUUGAGGUUGCAAGAGGAGAAAUCCAACAUCGGCGAGAAAUGUAUACCCGCUGUGAGGGGAGGCGGGGGUGGAGGGGGAGACGGACGAUGGCAGGCUCCCAUCUUCGCGUUAGCCAGGAAAGCCUCUGAAACCAUUUCAGGGAGCAUUCAUGUGCUGCCUAAAGUGUCGGAGAACAGAGCAUCCGUGCCAGGAGAAUGGAACGUUCAAGCUUUGCGGGAUCCCAUGGCCAUGGAACGAGCCAACCUGCUCAACAUGGCCAAGCUGAGUAUUAAAGGCCUGAUCGAGUCAGCCCUGAGCUUCGGAAGAACGCUGGACUCGGACUACCCGCCUCUGCAACAGUUCUUUGUUGUCAUGGAGCACUGUCUCAAACAUGGUCUGCGAGUGAAAAAAUCCUUUUUGGGAUUUAACAAGUCUCUUUGGGGACCUCUGGAGCUGGUUGAAAAACUGUGUCCGGAAGCAGGAGAGAUCUCAGCCUCUGUACGAGAUCUGCCAGGACUCAAGACUCCUCUGGGUCGGGCCAGGGCGUGGUUGCGACUGGCCCUAAUGCAGAAGCGGCUGGCCGACUAUCUGCGACUCCUCAUCACUCGAAAAGACUUACUAUGUGAUUUCUACGAGAAUUCAGCACUGAUGCUGGAAGAGGAAGGCGCCGUGAUCGUGGGCCUGCUGGUUGGCUUGAACGUCAUUGAUGCCAACCUGUGUGUCAAAGGUGAAGACCUGGACUCUCAGGUCGGGGUGAUUGACUUCUCCAUGUACUUAAAGAAUGACAUCGAUGAUUACAGGAGCGAAGAGAGGAACAGCCAGAUAGCAUCUAUCUUGGAUCAGAAAAACUACGUCGAGGAACUUAAUCGGCAACUGAAUUCUACAGUUCAUGGGCUACAGGGCAGAGUGGACUCUCUGGAAAAGUCCAACUCGAAACUCAUAGAGGAGUUAGCGAUCGCCAAAAACAACAUCAUUAAACUACAGGAAGAGAACCAGCAACUAAGGAGCGAAAACAGCCUCAUUCUUCUGAAGGCACAACAACAUUUAGAGGUGUCUCAAGGUGACGUGUCAGUGGAGAGAGACACAUACAAACAGUCUCGUCAAGGUUUGGAUGAGAUGUACAACGAGGCGCAAAGGCAGCUGAAGGAGGAGUGUCAGCUCAGACAGGAUGUGGAGAAUGAGCUGGUGGUCCAAGUGUCAAUGAAACAGGAAAUGGAACUGGCCAUGAAACUUCUCGAGAAAGAUAUUCAUGAAAAACAGGACACGUUGAUCGGUCUGAGAAAUCAACUGGACGAAGUCAAAGCCAUCAAUGUCGAGAUGUAUCAGAAGAUGCAGUCAUCUGAUGACGAAAUGAAGAAGAAGAACAACAUGAUCAGUCGUCUUGAGGAGAAGACCAAUCAGAUCACUGCCACCAUGAAGCAGCUGGAGCAGAGCGAUAAAGAUCUGCUAAGUCAGACCAGAACUCUGGCCAUGUCGUUUGUCAAGUGUGCCAGCACAGACACCGAGCACCAGUACAAGCUAGUGAAGGACAUCUCCUUCUGAGCACAAACGCAUACUUACACAGGGACUGACUUGGAUCAACGAUACCCAGCUUUACUUAUAUUUUUUUCCUUUUUUCCCCACGUGUUUUUGUGGACGGUGCAGUGUGGGGAAAUAUUGUCGUCGUUGGCUGAGUGAGGGAGGCGGGCGGCGGGGGGGAAUCGUUUGUGAUGAUUGCAGUUGUGAUAUCUUAUUUUCUUUCAUUGUCACGUCACCUUUUCCUCAUUGUAACAUCUCUUGAAAGAUAUUAAAAGAGAAGCUGUCAGAGCAGGGGGUAAACUCCACAUACCGCUAUAAAUAGACGCAAGCUUGCUGGUGACUUUAAGAUGAAAGUUGAGGCUCUGGUGUAUACGGAAUAUCACUAUUUCGGAGCAAUAACUUACACAACACCCAAGUGAUAUUUUCUCAUUCAUAAUGCUUGGGGCACCAUCCACUUCGGUAGACGACAUAUAUGAACAUAGAUUUUUUUUUUUUUUUUAAUUGUACAAUCUGAGUUGUUGUUAUUAUUCCUGCUCGUAUAUACAUUUAACCCAUCAACAAAAAUGCUAAUAUGGUAGUCACUUGAACAAGAGACCGCUUCAAUAUAGAGGAAGUGCAACUGCAUUGAUAUUUAAAAAAUAAAAACGUGUUUAAAAAAAAAAAAAAAGAAAUGGAGAAUGUUACAGUUAAGCAAUUUCUAAGUUGCGCUGUAUGCAAAAAGCUGAUGGUCGCAAUGCAGUCAAGAUUUGAUUCCGUCGGAUGUCCGAUUAUCGAUGUCUUGAAUCAAUGCAUAUUUUCUUCCACGCUCUCUUUUACUUACAGUUUGAUGAUUUCAUACUUUUAAUAUAAUUCUAAGAUCCACAUUUUCACGAUGAAAUGAAACUACAGGUGCAUUUUACUUGCGUUAUCUUUUACCAGAACAAAAUGGAAGCGAUGUAGCUGAAUCCAUGCGGUACCGGAAUCCCCCUUCCUUCUUACAUUCCAGACUCCCUGCAAUAAGUGAACAUCUGUGGAAUACAAAUACACGACUCAAAUACACUCUAGCCAUGUUUUUUUUUUUUUUAACAGCACUUUGAUUGUAGGUUUUUAAACGCGCUUUUAAAACCAUACAAACACAUUUACGCAUAUUUUUGAGAGUGAGAGAGAGAGCAAUAGAAAACACAGAAAUAUUGUACAAACAGUCUGAAGUGUGAGGCACGAUAGGGAUUACUCUACUGUGAAUUAAUAGACCCGAAUGAUAAACAUAAAUCUCCCAGGUGGAGACGUAAUGCUGAUGCUUGUCGUGUUCCCAAAAUGUUUGAAUUUAUUCUUCGGGACGUGUGUCAAAUCGACUGUCCGCGAAGCGUUUCACUUUCAAGUUCCUCGGACUUAAUUGUUUAACUGAUUCAGUACAUUUGAGAAUUGAUUCAGAAUCUACAUCGCAAUGCAUCCUGGACUCUUCAUUUGAUUUAUUUGAUUAAUUUUAUCCCACCCUCGCAACGACAAAAAGUUGAGCUAAAAAUACAUUGUUGAAGUUGUUUUUUUUUUUCGCUACAGCGCCAUCUGCUGGAUCAGGUGGGUCACUUCCCCUGUUAACCUCAAAUGCAAAAUAGCCACUGCUUACAGCGCUGCAAAUUAAAACAUUGAACGCCGAAUGUUACAUCGUGUCAGGGCUAGGCGUACUAUUUAUUGACUGUAGUGACAGACUGGGACUUACGAAAUCCAUGUUUCUAGAAACCUAACUGUCGAGGGAUUUGUAAAAGCCCAUGUUGUCACUGCCUUUGACCACCUUGAUCAAUAAAACGUGAUGUUUUGAACGUG